GAGUUCAGCCUCAACGAUAAACAAUGGAUAGCCUUCAGGAUGAUUUCUGAAUUCUUUGUUGCGAAAUAUGUCGACAAGACAGUGGCUGAAGAUCAGCAGUUGCGAAUGCUUAUGACUGGACCCGGAGGGACUGGAAAGACACAUGUAGUCAAGGCAGUGCAACAGGUCAUGCAACAUUAUGGCUGUGCGCACCUGAUUCGUUUUCUGGCCCCGACAGGUUCCGCUGCAGCGCUAAUUGACAACAUGAUGGUCCACAAAGGCCUUGGUAUCAAGAUCAAAUCCAAGAACAGAGGGAAAGGAAACCGAGAUCCCGGGACGGGCACAGAAGAUUAUUCCGUGUUCAUCAGUGUGACAAACCGUUCACAGCUGUGGGAUGAGUGGAAGAAUGUAGAAUUCUUGCUCCUCGACGAAGUGUCAUUAGUGGGACUUCAGCUAUUAGUGGACAUCAACCAUGCACUU
This is a messenger RNA of Suillus subalutaceus, 459 nucleotides long. RefSeq lists its product as uncharacterized. The transcript has a single exon. The annotation marks the transcript as partial. The record is from RefSeq and is a predicted model, not a curated record. Lineage: Eukaryota; Fungi; Basidiomycota; Agaricomycetes; Boletales; Suillaceae.